This is a messenger RNA of Cucurbita pepo subsp. pepo (vegetable marrow), 1552 nucleotides long. The record is from RefSeq and is a predicted model, not a curated record. Lineage: Eukaryota; Viridiplantae; Streptophyta; Magnoliopsida; Cucurbitales; Cucurbitaceae.
GUGGAUCAUUUGCCUAUCUAAGGGUAGAAUUAGGAGACUUCGUGGCAUUCAUCGCGGCGGGCAACAUCCUCCUUGAAUAUGUAAUUGGCGGUGCUGCUGUGGCCCGUUCAUGGACAUCAUACUUUGCCACUUUGUGCAAUCAUCAUCCGAACGAUUUUCGCAUCCACGUCUCGUCUUUUCCUGACGACUACAACCAGCUCGACCCCAUUGCCAUUGUCGUGAUCAUCGUCAUUUGCACUUUAGCCAUAGCCAGCACCAAAGGCUCCUCUCGCUUCAACUACAUUGCUUCCAUUUUCCACGUUGCCAUCAUUCUCUUCAUUGUCAUUGCUGGCCUAACCAAGGCCAACCCGAAAAACUUCACUCCCUUUGCCCCCUAUGGCCCUCGUGGCAUCUUUGUAGCCUCGGCCGUUUUGUUCUUUGCAUAUGUUGGUUUCGAUGCCGUUUCGACAAUGGCUGAGGAAACUAAGAACCCUGCUAAAGAUAUACCUAUUGGUCUUGUUGGGUCCAUGGUGAUCACCACUUUAGCCUAUUGCAUUCUUGCGGUUACGUUGUGCUUGAUGCAACCGUACCAACAAAUUGAUGAGGAUGCGCCGUUUUCAGUGGCUUUUGAGGCUGUUGGAUGGGGUUGGGCUAAGUACAUUGUCGCUGCUGGUGCUAUUAAAGGCAUGACCACCGUGUUGUUGGUUAGUGCUGUUGGACAGGCUCGCUAUCUCACGCACAUUGCCAGAUCCCACAUGAUCUCACCAUGGUUCGCCAAAGUGCAUGAAAGGACUGGCACUCCAGUGAAUGCAACAGCCACCAUGCUCGCUGCAACAGCAAUAAUUGCCUUCUUUACAAGUUUGGGAAUCCUCUCAAACCUCCUUUCUAUCUCCACCCUCUUCAUCUUCAUGUUGGUAGCCCUCGGCCUAAUCGUCCGACGCUACUAUGUCAGUGGUGAAACGACGUCAUCGGACCGAAACAAGCUCAUAAUCUGCCUGGUUCUAAUCCUCGGAUCUUCAAUAGCAACCGCCGUAUAUUGGAGCUUGAGCAACGGCUGGAUCGGCUUGGUAGUGUCCAAUUCCAUAUGGUUUCUCUCAACUCUAGCCCUAUGGCUGGGCGUCCCACAAGCCAAAAAGCCUCGUGUGUGGGGCGUGCCGCUCGUCCCAUGGGUGCCUUCAUUGUCAAUCGCCAUCAACCUUUUCCUUCUUGGGUCGAUCGACAAAGCUUCAUUUGAAAGGUUUGGAAUCUGGACUGGGAUUCUGUUAGUUUACUAUUUCUUGAUUGGAUUACAUGCUUCUUAUGAUUCGGUCAUGGAGUCCAAGAUGGUAGCAGGAGAAGUUAACAACAGUGUGUGAACGGGGAAGAAGAAGCUCAACUUUGAGAAAUGGAUCUCAUGUUGUUUGAAUUUAUAAUGAUUGGCUUAGUGCUUUCGUUAGGGGACUUGUUGUUUAUGUUUGUUAUUGUGUUAGCAAGGACGGUGGUUUGUUUGUAUGCAUUUUAUUGUACUUGUAAAAAUUAUAGAUAGUUCAUGAAAAAAUUAUAGCAUAUUAGUUGAGCAUGAGACGUUAGUAGC